AUGUCCACCAACAACAUCACCAGAACUACCACCCCCCGCGCCUCUCCCUCCACCCGCCAACCACUUACCCGCACCUCCCUCCUCAACACCCUCCAAACCCUCACCACCCAAAUCGACACCAUCCUCGCAUCCCUCCACCGCCACCACCGCACCCUCACCACCUCAAUCACGCAAACCCAGUCCUCCAUCGCCUUUGCCGCCCGCUUCAACACCAUCCUCCCAUCCACGGAGCUAGCCCACUGGACCGCACAACUCGGGACCAUCAUGCGCGCCAUGGCGCUUUGCACUGCGCACCGCGUGCAGAUGCAGCAGAUUGAGAAGACGGUGAAGGAUUCGGGGGAAGGGAGGUGGAUUGAGGAUGGGGAGGUGGGUGCGGAUAUGGUGGAUUUGGGGGCGCGCUGGAGGACUGCGGCGAGGGCGCAGAGGGUGUUUUUGAGGAGGGUAGGGGAGUUGGAGGGGGAGUGUGGGUUGGAGUUUAAGGAGGGUGGGGAGGGGGAGGGGUUUGUUGUGUAUAAUUAG
Molecule: messenger RNA, 519 nt
Organism: Plenodomus lingam JN3
Lineage: Eukaryota; Fungi; Ascomycota; Dothideomycetes; Pleosporales; Leptosphaeriaceae
Source: RefSeq, a predicted model, not a curated record